AUGUCAGCACGACAGACCCAACCGGUAGCCAACCCUCAUGUCAAGAUCUCGCCCUCUCAUGGCCUCGCGACUAUCGCCGGAUUGGAUGAGGAGAUGAAGAUCACCAUGCUUGGCGCCGGUCAAGAGGUCGGUCGAAGUUGUUGCGUGAUCGAGUACAAGUCCACGACAGUUGUUGGUGAUACUGGUAUUCACCCAGCCUUUAGUGGGAUGGCAGCCCUCCCGUUCAUCGAUGAGUUAGAUUGA
This is a messenger RNA of Puccinia triticina, 243 nucleotides long. RefSeq lists its product as uncharacterized. Lineage: Eukaryota; Fungi; Basidiomycota; Pucciniomycetes; Pucciniales; Pucciniaceae. The transcript is spliced from 2 exons. The record is from RefSeq and is a predicted model, not a curated record. The coding region runs from base 1 to 243 and encodes 80 amino acids. Gene Ontology annotation, cellular component: mRNA cleavage and polyadenylation specificity factor complex. Gene Ontology annotation, biological process: mRNA 3'-end processing by stem-loop binding and cleavage. Gene Ontology annotation, molecular function: 5'-3' exonuclease activity; RNA endonuclease activity; RNA binding.